AUGAAUGACCAUGAUGCUUCUAUGUGCCCCAAUGUUCCUUGUGAUGAAUGUGAUGGAUAUGAAGUUGAGCAUGUGAAUUACGUUAAUGAUCAUGAAUGUGAACCUAGAAUUGAUGUUCACAGAAAUGUUGGAAAUAGGAAUUAUCAUAAUCAUGUGAACUAUGAUAAUUAUAACCAAAGUGGAGGUUGUAGAAAUCAUGGAGUCCAAGGGAUUCAUGGUAGCUACAAUAACCAUGGUUAUAAUAAACAAAGUCAUGGCCGAGGACAUGGGGAUCAUAACCAAAGUUAUGGUAACCAUAGUCAACAAAGUGGCCAAAAUCAAGCUAGGGGUAAUUGGAAUAAUCAAAGUAGGGGAUAUUUUCAAGCAAAUUUUCAAAGAGGUUCCCCAAUUGGUUUAGUUCCAAAUACUCAAGGUUUAAGUGAUGAUUCCUAUGAUCAACCAUUUUCUUUUAGGAAUUUCUUGGAAGAAAUUAUUGAGAAACAAGCCAAGAUUCUAGAAACUUACAUGGCUUUGAAUGAUGAGAAGUUCAAUCACAUGUUGACUUAUAAUAAAGACUUGGGUGAUAAACUCUCUCAAUUGGCUAAUGUGUUUAAGGAAUUUGCGGAUUCUUCUUCUUUGACUUCACCUAUCUUAAAUUCUAAGAACCCUAUGGAUGCUAUUGUUACUAGAAGUGGUAGGGUCCUUGAGGGUGGAGUACCUAAGAAGAGUGAUGCUAGUGAGAGCACUAGCAAGAGUCCUAUUGAAAUUGAGGGAGACGAGUGUCCUUUGAGUGAGAAAGUUGAUGAGGAACAAGUGGAAAGAGUGAAAGAGAAAGAAAAAGAACUUUACAAACCCAAGCUCCCUUAUCCCCAAGGGUAUAAUAGACACAAAUUGGAUGAGCAAUUUAGGGAAUUUGUAGAGAUGCUUAAGAAACUUCAUCUAACUCUUCCUUUCACCGAUGUUGUAGAACAAAUGCCAAACUAUGCUAAGUUCCUCAAAGAGAUUUUGAGUGGAAAAAGGACAUGUGACAUGAUGGAAACAAUUAGCCUACCCGAACAUUGUAGUGCAAUAAUCAUGAAUAAGAUGCCUCCUAAGUUGAAGGAUCCCGGAAAUUUCUCAAUCCCUUGUUCCAUUAAUAAGACUCAAAUUGAUAAUGCCCUAUAUGACUUAGGAGCUAGUGUUAGUCUUAUGCCAUAUUCGGUUUAUCAAAGAUUGGGUCUAGGAGAAAUUUUACCUUCCAAGAUUACUUUGCAAUUAGCCGAUAGAUCAAUUAAGAUUCCAAAGGGGAAGGUAGAAGAUGUUCCUUUGAGGGUUGGGAAAUUUAUCAUUCCGGUUGAUUUUGUAGUGUUGGAUAUGGAUGAAGGUGCUACUACCCCUAUCAUCUUAGGUAGACCAUUUCUUGCUACAUCGGGGGCUAUGUUUGAUGUCAAAAGUGCUAAGAUAUCUCUUAAGAUUGGAGAGGAGGUAGUUGAAUUUGAUUUGAAUGAAGGCAUGAAAUAUCCCUCUUCUUCUUUUGAGAAUUUCAUAAGAAUUGAAGUUCUUGAUAAUAUUGUGCAAUCCAUGCAUGAGCACUUGCUCACAUCUAAUGAUCCUCUUGAGUGUGUUUUGUUGAACAAGGAAAAGAUAGGUAUCCCAAACAAGGAAGUGCAAUUGUAUGAGGACUUGCUUGAUAGAGUCAAUGAAGGGAGUGAUGAUCAAAUUUGUAUGGGGAUAUCAAGUCAAGAUGCUUUGCAUGUGGCCUCAACCAAAGAAGGUAAAGGUGUUCCUAUGGUAGAGCUCAAACCUCUACCAUAA
Chenopodium quinoa (quinoa) is the source of this 1773-nucleotide messenger RNA. RefSeq lists its product as uncharacterized. The coding region runs from base 1 to 1773 and encodes 590 amino acids. The record is from RefSeq and is a predicted model, not a curated record. The transcript has a single exon. NCBI's taxonomy places the organism in Eukaryota, Viridiplantae, Streptophyta, Magnoliopsida, Caryophyllales, Amaranthaceae.